UCGUCGGCCUUGCCUCAGCGCGAUAUCUUUGGCGCUUGUUCCGUGAGCUCUAUACUCGCGCGCAGUCGACUGCUACUAGCCAGGCUUGUACUGGCUGCUCCGCUUUUUCGAAGGGGAUUCCUCCGCGGUCAGCUCAGUUUGUUUGGGAAGACCGAGGAGCUCGGCUCGUGCGCGCGGCUGUGAUUUAUGCGGGCUUCCGAUUUUGUGUAGUGCGCGAGAGAAGUGAUAUCGUUGUGUUUCUCCGAUUUGUACGAUCAAGGUCUGGAGAUUGUCGAGCGCAGCUGAUGCUUCGGAGACAGUGGGUUUAUCACAGGCUUUUCUCGCAAAAAAUGCUACUAUGAUUAAUAAAUGAAGAAUUACGAGGUGAUCGAUCGAAGCAGUCGAUGUCAGAGAAAGCACCAUGGACGCCAGUAAAAAGUACGAUAGUCCAAAUCCUAGGCUCAAAGCUAACAUAGUCAGCAAAGUAUUCUUUUGUUGGCUGAUUCCAAUAUUUUGGUAUGGCAGAAAAAAUGACAUUGAACCAAAGGAUAUUCACAACGUUUUGCCAAAAGAUGUGAGCGAAACACUCGGGGAUAAAUUAGAAAGAAAUUGGAAAAAAGAAGUGGAAAAUGCCCAAAAGAACAAAAGAAAACCAAACUUCCGUAAAGCCAUCCAGAGGACCUUCGGCUGGCCCUUCAUGCAUCUUGGGAUCUACGCUUUCCUUCUGACCGUUGUGAUCAAACUGUUGCAGCCGAUCGCUCUGGGCCUUUUAAUUGGACACUUCUCUCCGAGCGCUACGUCGAGUACGAACGAAGCUUAUGCCUACGCCUCCGGCGUUAUACUCAUGACCGUGUUGGAGUCCGUAAUGUUUUGUCACGUUGUAUACCAGUGCCGAGAACUCGGCGUCCAAUUGAGGGUCGCGUGCUCGUCUUUGAUCUACAGAAAAAUUAUGCGAUUGUCCUGUGCAGCGGCGAGUAAAGCAUCGGGCGGACUCGUGAUUAACCUGUUAUCCAACGAUGUAGUCAGAUUCGAACAAGUGUUCACAUUUUUGCACUACAUUUGGAUAAUGCCUAUUCAGGCGGCAGUGGUUGCUUACCUCAUUUGGAGGAGCGUCGGUGUAGCCUCGCUAGCCGGGGUAUUUUUCAUGAUUCUGCAGACGAUACCGUUUCAAAUUUACUUCGGCAAGCUGAUACACUCGUACCGCAAGAAAGUCGCGGUCAGGACUGAUGGCAGAGUACUGCUGAUGAACGAGAUAAUCAACGGAAUACGGGUGAUCAAGAUGUACACCUGGGAGCCAGUUUUCCAGAAGCUCGUCUGCACUGCGAGGAGGAACGAGCUCAAACAGAUUGUAGCAUCAAACUACUUGAAAGGUGCCACUUGGGCAUCGUUUUCUUACGCUCAGCGCACGGCCUUAUUCUUUUGCAUAUUGGUUUACGUCCUGCGAGAUAACGUUAUCACGGCUGACAAGGUAUUCACGAUAGCACAGCUUUUCAGUGUGAUGCAAUUGACUAUGGCAGCCUUGUUUCCUCGAGGCUUGCAUUUUUACGCAGAGGCGAAAGUAUCGAUAAAUCGGAUUCAGAACUUUUUACUAUCUGAGGAAAUUGAGGCCACCGAUCGGAAACAGGUCAAGAGCGAUGAUAGCAACGCCAAUAUCUCUAUAACAAAAGUGACCGCUUCGUGGACCAAGGACUCGAUUACGGAUACUCUUCGAGAUGUCAAUGUCACUGUGCCGUGGAAGAGUUUGUGUGCUGUCGUCGGCCCCGUCGGUGCAGGCAAGAGCUCUUUUCUAAAAUUGAUCUUAGGCGAGUUUCGGCCAAGCAUUGGCCGGGUGAACACCCAGGGCAGUGUAUCGUACGCUAGCCAGGAACCUUGGCUGUUCUCUGGAUCUGUGAGAAACAAUAUCCUCUUUGGCCAGCCCUAUGAUGAGGAAAAGUACAACAAGGUAGCCAAGGCUUGCUGUCUCGUAGACGAUUUCGAGCAGCUUCCUCAUGGCGAUCGGACUUUCGUGGGCGAGAAAGGAGCUUCUCUCAGUGGUGGUCAGUGCGCCAGGGUUAAUUUAGCUAGAGCUGUGUACAGGGACGCUGAUAUCUACCUGCUAGACGAUCCCCUUUCAGCAGUUGAUACUCGUGUUGGUAAACGCCUCUUCGAAGACUGCAUCAACGGAUACCUAAAAGAUAAAACUCGCAUUCUAGUGACCCAUCAAAUACAAUUUCUCAUGAUGGCGGACUCGAUCGUUUAUCUCGAAAACGGUAAAGUCGAAUUCCAAGGAGAUUUUCAAACUUUCCGAAAGCACGACAAGCACUUUUCGCAUAUGGAAAAAAACGAUUCAAGUGAGAAACAGCCAGCUGAAGAAAAAGAAGCCGAUAACGAUGCUGAUGCACCUCUAGAUCUGACUACUUCUAAUGACGAGGACACUCGUGAAGAGCCAAAGGAGACUCAAGAGCUGGUUGCGAAAGGAAGCGUCUCGAACGCUUUGUAUUGGAAAUAUUUCAAAACUGGUAACUCGUACUUCAUACUCCUUCUGUAUGCCAUAAUUUUCAUUGUGGCACAAGUGUUUAGCAGUGGUGGUGACUAUUGGAUAGCUUAUUGGACUAGACAAGAAGAAGCCCGCCUAGCAAGUUCAAUUGCUCAAGAAAGGAACAAUAUUACCAAUGAAACAGACACAUUCACGAAUCAAACUAAUAAUCAGAACAUUACAGUUACGAAGAUCAUGGAUGCAUCACAAUAUCUCGACACCGAAUUAGCACUUUAUAUUUUUGCAAUAUUAGUUUUCGCCAGUGUCAUAAUGUCAACUGCGAGAAAUGUUAUAAUUUACAGAAUUUGCAGGAAUUCCAGUUUACAAAUUCAUAAUAAAAUGAUUGACUGUAUACUCAAAGCACCCAUGCGAUUUUUCGAUGCCAAUCCCUCAGGUCGCAUCCUUAAUCGUUUUUCUAAAGAUCUCGGAGCUGUAGAUGAGAUUCUCUCGCUAGCUAUAAUGGAAUCCUUUCAAGUGGUAUCUAUUCUUCUCGGAGUUAUGAUACAAGUACUUAUCAUCAAUUGGUGGAUGGUUUUUCCAAUGUGCAUCAUGCUGUUUUUCCACCUGAACAUAAAGAAUAUGUAUCUCUCUACCGCUCGUAGCAUAAAAAGACUAGAAGGAAAUGCUAAAAGCCCUGUAUUUUCUCAUGCCAAUUCGUCCCUAAAUGGACUACUCACGAUUCGCUCGUGUCAAGCUGAAUCAAUGGUCUGCAAAGAAUUCGACGGUCACCAAGACGUCCACACUGCCACAUUUUCCCUCGUUCUUUCUACCAGUACAGCUUUCGGAUUCUGGAUUGACUUGGUUUCUGUAGCAUUCGUCGCUGUUGUCACGUAUAGUUUCAUUUUACUCGACAGCGUAUCAAGUGAUAGAGUAGGUCUGGCUAUUACUCAGACAUUAGUCAUUACUGGAGUGCUUCAACAUGGGAUGAAAAUGGCUGCUGAAAUGGUCACACAAAUGAUCGGAGUCGAGAGACUUUUCCAAUUUACGAAGCUAGAACAAGAAGGCCCAUUUGAAAGUGAACCUGGAAAGGAACCUCCAAAAUCAUGGCCGAGUAAAGGAGAGGUUCAGUUUGAAAAGUUGUACCUCAGGUACAACGCUGCGGUGGAUCCUGUUUUGAAGAACCUUAAUGUGAAGAUUGAGCCAGGAAUGAAGGUGGGAAUAGUCGGACGAACGGGCGCUGGAAAAUCGUCGCUCAUAGCUGCGCUCUUUCGACUCACAAAAGUUGAAGGUGGGCUGUAUGUCGAUGGCAUCGACACUAACAGGAUUGGUCUGAAAGACUUGCGCAGCAAGCUGUCGAUUAUCCCUCAAGAACCGAUGCUGUUUUCGGCAUCGCUUCGAGACAACCUAGAUCCUUUCCACGAGUUUACCGAUGAUGUUCUAUGGUCAGCUUUACAAGACGUUGAACUGAACAAAGCUUUUGUUUCUCUCGAUCAAUCGGUUGAUCAGAGUGGCAGCAAUCUCAGCGCUGGUCAGCGACAACUGCUGUGUUUAGCAAGGGCGAUUGUAAAGAGGAAUAAGGUUCUCGUUUUGGACGAGGCUACUGCCAACGUGGAUCCAGCCACGGAUGCUUUGAUACAGAAAACUAUUAGAAUCAAUUUCAAGGACUGUACUGUAUUGACGAUAGCGCACAGAUUAAAUACAAUUAUGGACAGCGAUAGAGUUUUAGUGAUGAAUUUUGGAGAAGCAGUGGAGUUCGAUCAUCCGCACAUUUUACUUCAAAAUAACAAUGGAUAUUUUACUAAGAUGGUGCAGCAAACUGGUAACAAUAUGGCCGAGCACCUAUGUAAUAUCGCCGAGAAAGCUUACAAAAAAGAGACGACAGUACCCGAAGCUGAAAAUCGAACAAUUGAAAAUGGAGUGAACAAAAAAAGUAAUUAAUUGAUAAUAACCUCAGCCUUAGGAUCGGACGUAAGAUUUAAGUUUAUUUGUAUUGUACGUUUUGAUACGAUAUUCGUGAAAAUCCGUUUUGUAGUAAUUGUGAUAAAAGCAGUGUAAAUAAUUAUAUGUACUUUAUAACAGAAUAAAGAAUAAUUUAUUCUUUUUGU
Nasonia vitripennis (jewel wasp) is the source of this 4539-nucleotide messenger RNA. RefSeq names its product multidrug resistance-associated protein 4. Lineage: Eukaryota; Metazoa; Arthropoda; Insecta; Hymenoptera; Pteromalidae. Gene Ontology annotation, cellular component: membrane. The transcript has 18 exons. The record is from RefSeq and is a predicted model, not a curated record. The coding region runs from base 401 to 4372 and encodes 1323 amino acids. Gene Ontology annotation, molecular function: ATP binding; ATP hydrolysis activity; ABC-type transporter activity. Gene Ontology annotation, biological process: transmembrane transport.